This is a messenger RNA of Osmerus eperlanus (European smelt), 1456 nucleotides long. RefSeq names its product E3 ubiquitin-protein ligase RNF152-like. Gene Ontology annotation, molecular function: ubiquitin protein ligase activity. Gene Ontology annotation, biological process: protein K48-linked ubiquitination; negative regulation of TORC1 signaling; apoptotic process. Lineage: Eukaryota; Metazoa; Chordata; Actinopteri; Osmeriformes; Osmeridae. Gene Ontology annotation, cellular component: lysosome. The record is from RefSeq and is a predicted model, not a curated record.
GCAGUGCAGUGCCACAGGAGCCAUUGGCGCCUGUGUACACCUUGGGUCUUUGUCCCAGACGUGGCGUAAGGUUAAAAUGAUAUUAUCACAAAGGAUCUUGAUGCGAUAACGCUGCGCUCUGAUGCCACGGUGCAAGUAUGAUAUCAGCGGGCGUAUCCAGUUAUGGGGAGGUAGAUAUAACGAGAGUGCGAGUGGUUCGGUGGGAGGGUCUUUAUUUUGGUUAGCUAGGUAGAAAACAGAAACACAGUUUCUGUCUGUGCCAGCCCUUUCAUACUCAGGGCACCGCGCGGAUCAAGUAUUUCGCUAUCACACCACACUUGCGUGCGCGGAGGCGUAGAGUCUGGGUUGCAGACAAUAACAGUGAAAUCGAAUGUGGAUUGCUUAUAUUUCUGCGAUACCAGGAGAUGAAUCCCCCGGGGACAGUGACUCGGCAGUGACAUCACACCGAAGCCGUGAGAGCAGCAGAGGGACGACGCCGGCCAGCGUCGCGGCGAUCACAAUCUCCCCAUCUGUCACCUGACUCAUGUCGUCCUGCCGAGCGGCCGUUGGCUACUAGCGGCCAGCUGAUUUGUGCCAGGGGAACUACAACCUCAAGCAGCUGGUGACCUUUGUGAAUUUGCCGCAUAAAAAGGACAGGCCUCCUCCCCCCCCCCCCCUCAAAACAUGGAGACUCUGUCUCAGGACUCGAUCUUGGUAUGCCAGAUCUGUUUCAACUACUACAGCCCCAGGAGGAGGCCCAAGCUGCUGGACUGCAGACACACCUGCUGCUCUGUGUGCCUGACCCAGAUGAGGAACAGCCAGAAGGAGAUCCGCUGCCCGUGGUGCCGCGGGGUCACCAGGCUCCCCGCCGGCCUCUCCGUCUCCCAGCUCCCGGACGACCCCGACAUCAUCACCGUCAUCGCCAUCCCGCACGCCUCCGAGCACACGCCCGUCUUCAUCCGCCUCCCCAGCAACGGCUGCUACAUGCUGCCCCUCCCCCUCGCCAAGGAGAGGGCGCUGGGUCUCCCGGGCGACCUCGGCUGCCGCUUCCUCCCCGGAGCCGGAGUCGGGCAGAAGGGCAUGGCGAUGGUGGCAGUGCCCGAGCAGCAGCCCCUGUCCCUGGGCAUGGACCUGGACGGGGUGGGGGUGGGGCUGGGGCUGGAGGUCGGAGAGGGCGAGCGGCGGGCGGCGGCGGGGGGCGUGGGCGGGGGGAAGGGCUCCACGUGGUCGGGCGUGUGCACGGUGAUCCUGGUGGCGUGCGUGCUGCUCUUCCUGCUGGGGAUCGUGCUGCACAACAUGUCCUGCAUCUCCAAGCGCUUCACGGUCAUCUCCUGCGGCUGAGCGCCACCGCCACGGCCAAGCCCCUGACCUCCACCCCCCCCCCCCCCACCCCCUCCUCCACCCACCCCACCUCUCCACCCACCCCACCUCCCCAUCCCAACAAAGACUCCCCCAGCAGUCCGCCCCUCCUCCUUGG